This is a messenger RNA of Monascus purpureus, 285 nucleotides long. The record is from the annotation of a GenBank genome assembly. NCBI's taxonomy places the organism in Eukaryota, Fungi, Ascomycota, Eurotiomycetes, Eurotiales, Aspergillaceae.
AUGGCCGUCACAGGCGCUCAGAUCAUUGCCCGGACGCUGCGCGAUCUGGGAGUGACAGUUAUCUUUGGCAUCGUCGGCAUCCCCGUGGUAGAAAUAGCCGAGGAGGCGAUCAACCUGGGCAUUCGAUUCAUUGCCUUCCGGAACGAACAGGCAUGCAGCUAUGCCGCGAGCGUUUACGGAUUCAUGACUGGACAGCCCGGCGUCUGUCUAGUCGUUGGGGGACCUGGAGUUCUCCAUGCUUUGGCAGGGGCAAGUCUACUUUCUCUCUGUCUUCAGUCUCCAUGA